Messenger RNA from Chilo suppressalis (striped riceborer), 6078 nucleotides. The record is from the annotation of a GenBank genome assembly. NCBI's taxonomy places the organism in Eukaryota, Metazoa, Arthropoda, Insecta, Lepidoptera, Crambidae.
UAUCACAGCAAUACGGAUAUUUUUUUUUUUUCAACUUUUCGUAUUGCUGCCAUGAUUACCAAAAACCUGUUUUCAGACACUUUAAGUGUAGCAUAAUUAUACUCCCAAAAACGAAAAUAAAGUUUCGGAGUCGCCUGGCCGACGCCUCUGUUAAUUGUUUUUUUAAAUUUACAGCCUUCAUAUGUACUUUGACAGAUGACAUAUGUCAUUACUUAUUUCUUUUGUAAAAGUAACUCAAGUGUGCUUUAAAUAAAACCAAAACUAUCAAAUCAAUCAGUAUUUAAUUUCAACAGCCUCAGCGCUUGUUACGCUCCUGCCCCUUUCUUACUAUUAUACAGCUCACUCGCCAGCUGCUCCAAACGUUGGAACGACGCUCACUUAGUUGUCAUACGUUGUGCGGUUGUGGUUUGUAACAGAAAAUUCAAGAUGCCUCAAUACGAUUUUUAAAUGAUAUCUGAGUAUCGAAAAGUUGUCUGAUAGAGAAGGUGCUACACUUAAUUUGUCUGAUAUAAAUUUUUUGCACAUGUGGACAACUUAUUUUAUCAUGUCCAACAAUUUUCAGACAUAUUGCUAUGAUACCGAUCGGUAAAAUUUGUUAAUAUUUUCAAAACGGUCUCAAAAUUUAAUGCGUUCACAUUUCCGUCUGAAAAUUGUUUUGUUCGCAUCAAAUAACCAAAAUUUACUAAUAAAAAAGAUUUUCAGACGUAUUCCUAUGAGACAUUUUUUAUUUUUUUAAGUGAUUUUACGGGUUUGCGCUACACCACAUAGUCUGAAAAAUAUGUUUCCGGUAUCUCAGAACUAUCAUUCAACUACAGUCUGCAAAUCAGACAUAUUGCUAUGAUGCAGUUUGGUAAAAUUCUUUGACAAUUUUGAAAAUUCGGUCAGAUCAAACGCUACCCGGAAAAUGUCUGAUAUUGGUAUUUUCGAGUUCAAGAUAAUCGUAUCUAUCGAUUUGAUGCGGUUUUGGCCGUAUUGCUAUGAGACAAAAAUUUUGGUCGUGGGCUCUCGUACUAAAAGGAAUAGGAAAAAGAACUAAAAAUAAGUCAAAAUAUGAUGCAUCAAAAAAAGGAUAUCACGACUGAAAGCAUAAUGGGAAAUAUUUGUUGAAAUAAUUCCUUAGCGUCUUUAGAUAUCAUAAUCCCAAAUGCAAAUAAAAUAAUCUUAACGGAUUUAUGAAAUGGGAGUUGUCUAAGAAUGGAAUUAAAAAAUUUAAAUUAAGGAAACACAGUCGACUAAUUUAUUAGUAGGUAAUCAUAUUUUUUAUCUUUUGAGCUUAAAAUAAAGCGAUUUAAGUGAUUGAAUCAACUUCAAGUAUGUAUGUUGUUCGUAUGUUUUGUUUAAACUAUAAGUAUGUAAUUAUAUUUCAGAAAGAUCGUGAAACAUUGUUUUAUUCAAUGUUAAAGUGAAAGCGUGAUAAAUAAUCUCAACAACAUGAAUAAAUAAUCAAUUCGAUAUAAAGGGAUGGACUCAGCGUUCUCUUUUAGAACGUCCUCUCCUUUUCUUAAACUUUAUGUUAAUUACAAUACAACGUAAUCUCAAAAUAUUGCUUUUAUACCGUGCACUUCACUAAAUUCCGAGCAACAAAUGACCGCAGUCCGCACACCGUGUGCGUUGAGUCCGUGACAAGUCCUCGGCGAACAUUUUGUUCAUAAUACGGGGACAAAACUCCUCCAAAAUGUACGUAAUGUGGACAAAAGUACGUCGUAUGCGCCGGCCAUGAACUGAUUUAAAAAAUUCUUUUACCAAUAGAAAUCCACGGUAUUGGUGAGUGUUAUAUGUUAUAGGGUACACUAGAACAAAAACUGUAGUCUACACCGAAGCGAAGCGAGGGCGGGCCACUAGUUAGAUACUCUUAUAAAAGCGAUGGAUAGAUAACUAAAUCCUUUUGCUUAUUAAACAUUUAAUUUUUAUAUUUCCAUCAUAAGGGAGACAUAACAUUACCCAUAGGUGUUAAAUUGGUGGUCUGAACUAUGAGCAAUGCUUAAACACGAAGUCUAUUCUCAGUCGACAUUGAAACGGUAAGGAACACGUCAGCGUGGCAAGCAAAAAACCAUGGGUUUCAUCAGAUUGCAAAGUGUGUUUUUCGUAUUUUUCCUUUUAAAAGUUGCAAGUUCGGCACAUAUACUCGUAGUUUUCUCUUCUUUGUCUUUUGCUGAUCAUCUAAUAUUUAGAGGUUUUGUAUCUCUCCUGACCCAAAGAGGCCACGCUGUGGUUCUGAUGACACCAUACCCCGGACAUUUUCAGUAUCCCGAUUCUGAGAAAAUAGUAGAGCUGGACGUCGGUGGGGAAUCUGCGCCGUUUUGGGAAGAAUAUAAAGAACUAUUGCUAAACACGGACGAUCACUUUCCUAGACAAAGAACAAUAAACGAGCUCAUGUUGAAAAUAGCAGUAGCACAGUUAAGAUCAAAGCCGAUGCAAGCACUCUUUAUUAACCCGCAUAUAAAAUUUGAUUUAGUGAUAACGGAGGCGGAUGUUCCUCUUUUGUACGCAGUUGCAGAAAAGUAUAGUGCUCCUCACAUUGCUCUUACUACAACUACUGGUCGCAUACAUCAACAUGAAGCGAAAGGCAAUCCAGUUUAUCCCACUUUUUACUUGGAUGUGAACACGCAUUAUGACGCUAAAAACAUGACUGCAUGGCAAAAAGUGACAGAGCUCUAUCGUUUAAUUAGCACGAGAAAUGAAUAUUUUUACAAUUAUUUGCCCCUAUGCGAAUUGGCUGCUAAGAAAAUUUUGGGCUUGAGGCGUGAUCUCUUGGAAGUGGAAUAUGACAUAGACCUUUUGAUAAUUGCCAACAAUCCCGCUUUAGCUGGGGUAAGACCGUUAGUUCCGGGAGUUGUUCACGCAGACCGUAUGCAUAUCAAAUCCGGAAUAUUAGCACCGGAUUUAAAAAUAGCAUUGGACACUGCUACAAAGGGAGCUAUAUACUUCAGUUUGGGGGCGAUGCAAGACUCGGAAAAUCUAGCAGCACCAAUUCUGCAAACGCUCAUCGAUGUUUUUGGUGAACUACCAUUCACUGUAUUGUGGAGAAUGGGAAAUACUACCGCAGUGAACUUGCCGCGUAAUGUGGUAGCGCGACCCUGGUUUCCACAGCAAGAUGUUUUAGCUCAUCCAAAUAUGAAAGCCUUCAUUACUAGUGGUGGAUCACGAUCUCUAGAGGAAGCAGUUUAUUAUCUAGUGCCAAUUGUUGGUUUCCCACUGCAAAGAGCGAGGAUACAUUUUAUGAAGCAAAUAACUAGAUUCAAUGCAGGUGAAAUAUUGGACCCGUACGAUUUAGACAAGGAAGCAAUGAAAUCGAUUAUCCUAGCAGUUGCGAACAACGAGAGUUACAAUAAAUCAAUCACAAACUUGAGGGAUUUAAUUAUUGAUCCUUCAAUAUCUGGACCUGAAAAAACGAUAUGGUGGAUAGAAUACGUUUUGAAGCACAAAGGUGCGAAGCAUUUACGUUCUCCAGGUGUUGGAGUAGGAUUUUACCAAUCUUUAAUGCUGGACUUACUGUUUUAUAUCAACAUUGGAAUCCUUUUGAUUUUGUUUUUAAUUUUAAUUAUAUUGCGCCUUAUCGUGAGAAGAUUACUCGCCCGUUUUUUAGGCGAUACCGAUCUAGACAGCAAAUACAAAUUGUUAUGAUAAAAAUAAACUAAAUGUGACAUAAGUACCACUUGCUCUUAAUAACUAGGUACCUAUUUACUAGUUUAUUUUCAAAUAAAGGUAUCUCAGUACCUAAGUUAUAAAAUGUUUUAUUUCAUCAUAUCAGACGUUCGACACACACUGAUGAGCAUUAGCCGAUCCCACGGACCCCAGAUCGAUUGGUCCUGCUGUUCAUUAGAUCGACAGUCCAUCUUGUGGGUAUUAAUAAAAGCUUAUUGAGAUAGCUGACUGGAUUUAGGUAUUUAAGUACCAUGGACUCCGAUACAUACCUUGCAUGCUAAGACUACUAAGUUUAUGUUGUAUGAAAAAAACCAAGAAAGAGAUGUUAACUGAAUAUUUUUAAUUUAAAACAGUAUAAAUAUGACUGUAUAGACUAAAUAGCCUUAGCCUUCCUUGAAUGAGAGUAUAUAAAAAAAGUUGUCAAUGUCAAAUACAAUCUGUGUCUUCGUUUUUGUUUGUUGUCAAAAAAAAAGUUGUCAAUGUCACCGCUGCGGGGAAUCGGCGAUGCCCACUUCAGACGUCUCGGGUGCGCGUCUCGUUUACGAACGAGACGGUCGUUGGGGCUGUACCCGGGGGUACAGCCUCCACUUCUUCACAGUUUACUCAUCGCCCUCGGCGCGGUCAAGCCCACCGGGUGAGACCCAUGAGGGAGGCCCAGCGAGCGGGCGACGGACUUCAGCGGGUGGGGGUGGUGUCUUGUGCGGGGGUGGGUGCGGAAAAAGUUUUGUCGGACUGCCCGAACUUUUUAACAAAGUCCGCGAGCAAGUCCGAGAUGUGCAGCAGGAGGCGUGUUGUCGCUUCUUGGGCGGGCUGUGGCUGAUCUUGGGUUGUGGUGGUGUCAUCUUUGGGCUGGGCGUCAAGUGGGGCGUCCGUCGGCGGUGUGUUACUCGCACGACGGGUCCUUUUGCGGCGGCGUUUUGGGCGGCUGGUGUGCGAGGGAGGAGCGUUCGCGGGGGCCAUGAGUGUGGCCGGCGUGGGCUCGCUCACCUCGGUAGGCGGCUGGGUCACUUCUGUUUUGGGGCGGCCAGUGCGGGCCACUGUUGUGACGCGUCGAUUGCGCGCCUCGCGCUGGAGCGCGGGGUACGAGCUGUGGUUGGCGGGGUGCGCGCCCGCGCAGUUCACGCAAGUCGCGGGUUGCGCAAGCGACUGGGGGCAGUCGGCGGCGGCGUGCGGGUCACCGCAGCGCAAGCAAGCGCGCGGUGACAGCCGAGGCUGGAGUGGCGGAACCCCUGGCAACGGUGGCACUGCGCGGGGGUCUUCCUCCCUCUCCAGGCUUCGAUGUUGAUCCCGGACAUACUCAGGAGGUUACUCACCGAGUAGAUGGCCGGGAUGAUGUCAGGAGUUCGGCGGAGUGCAGCGUAGUAUAGGCUUCCGGGGCGGCCUGCUCGCGCCCGGAUCUACUUUGCGUAUUCGACCAUGAAGCCCUUUUCAGCAAGGGCCUCCGUGAUAUCUUGCGGCGUGGUGUCAAGGGGCAGUCCACGGAUUGCCACCUUGAGGCAGCGGUCUUCUGGGCGGGCGUGCGAGUACCAGCUCAGUCCGGCCUGUCCCUCCAGUCCGGAGAGGUAGGCCAGGACGAGCCGGCCCUCGUCGUUGGCGGCAGGUGAGAAGCGCACGCCCGUGCCAAACGGGCGUACGCUGGGUGGUCGUCCAAGCUUCUCAGGUAUAGCGCGCAGGUGCUUCGGCCAGUCCCGCAGCUGCUCAACCACAAUCGGCGGGUGUUUACGGACCAUUGGGACGUGGGAGCGCCCCGAGAGGGCCUUGGUUGCGUGUCCGGCGGUGGCGCGAGUCGCGCGAUUGUGUCGAGCGGGAGCGUCUCUCGUCCGGAUUUAUUCCAAUCUCGUAAUACUUCUGUGGCGGCGGCAGCACGAGUGAUCGAAACUUUAUAUAAUUACAUGCCUCGAUCAGUCUCUCGUCUUCGGGGCUGCGGUUCGUGGUGCACGCUUCGUUUUCCUCCAUAAGGCGGAUGUACGCCCAGAUCUAGUCCGUCAACUUCUGUGACAGGAGACCGGAGUCGAUGAGACGGGACGACAUCGCUGCGUCUAAUUCAUAUUGGACGCGAGGCGAUCCCGUACCGCUCUUCCUGGCCGCGAAGAGGGCCUUUAUCUGGGCCAAUCCGGUGUCUCCUUGGGGGUUUGGUAGGGGUGGCGUCCAGUAGUCGGCCAUUGAUGCGAUGGUGGGCAACGUCUGCGCGAUCUUGACCGAGCGGCGCCUUGCGGUGCACUCAGGCCUGCGGCUGGGUGAUGUGGUGAUCCACGCUGGCGCGGAGGAGCCAGGCAGUGCUCGCGGAGCAGUAAAGGAGGCUUUACUUCGGAGCACUUAGGGUAGAACAGAUUGGUGCGCAGCGACGUAGAUACAGUCCAAUGUCAAAUACAGCCCUCAAAUGUAGCCCUCUAAAAUAGUGGUGGGGAAGGUUUUUGGCGGGAUUUCAUCGAG